AUGCACAGUGCGACUGAUCUGGCGCAAUCUACCGAGCAGCAACUACGAAUUACCAUCGCUUUUCUAGCCUUGGCUUGGUUCUUCAUCUUACUCAGGAUAUGGACUCGCACCUAUGUUAUCUCGAACUUUGGCUGGGACGAUAGCAUGACAUUCACCGUAUACUGUGGAUCGACUUUGUACAUUGCGUGCAAUGGUGGAGGCACCCAUGUCACAAGCGUGGACCGGUUGCAGGUGUUGACAAAGUGGGUGGUUGCUAGCGAGGCUUGCUACAUCAUCACCAUCAUGAUAGUCAAGAUAUCUCUUGCCAUAUUCUUCAUCCGCAUCAUCGUCAAGCGCUGCCACCUUAUCUUUGUCUACGUUACAGUCGGCGUCAACAUCAUCUCAUCGGCAUCUGCCUUCUUCUAUUGCUUUUUUAGAUGUGGACCCAGUCUGGACCAGUACGUAAUGAACCAGCUUAUGAACAAUUGUGCGUCGCGGGAGCUUGACUUGUUCAUGGCCUAUCAGCAAGCCGCUUUCAGUACUUUCACCGACUUUGUCUUUCUGUUGCUGCCCAUCCCCAUUCUCUGGCAUGCCAACAUGGACAAGAGAUCCAAGAUCUCUGUCGGUUUUGUUCUCUGCCUAGCAGCUACCGGCUGCAUCUGUUCUGGAAUACGCUUCCGUUAUAUAGAAGGCCUAAUUCAGACCGACGACUUUUUUUGGAGCGUCGUCAACAUCUCCAUCUGGAGCACUAUCGAAGCAGGUGCAUGUAUAAUCGCCGGUUGUCUCGCCACACUUCGUCCACUCAUGAAAGGCGCGCUACGUCAAGCACGCGAAUCGAGCGCUGUGUCCAGUGCUGCACAUCACAUAUCAAGAAGUUUGCGAUCGGCCCACCGAUCGAACAACGAGCAUUCAAAAGCACAUUCUGUGUCACGAUUGUCGCGACGAGAUGUUGCGCUUUCCGAGAUUGACCAGAGCUUUUUCAGUAACGAGCGCAAAGCCUCAUUACCACAUUUGGUUACCAAGCCUUCAUACACCGAGUCCAUCGCACGACCGGACAGCGCAAUCACCCCUUUCGCAUCCGAAAUGGGAAUCAGAGGCCGGAUGAGCACCGACCCUAUCCUGAGCCGCACCGAAUCCGACGCUACCGACAUGCCUCUAUGGGAGAAAGAGAAGGAGCAGGGGUUGCGACAACCGGCGCGUGUCAGCUUGACACUGCACCAGAGGGACACAAGUGAAGAGAGUGUACCUGGUAGACCUAAGUCGACACCUGUUCUUCCUGUUCGAUUCAAAGAAGCGGACGAUGUUGUAUGAACGAUAAGUUCUGAACGGGACUGAACACACAUACACUCUACAUAAGUAGUACAACUCACGCGCGCAUCGCCUCGACCAACACAACGACCAACAAGCAAUGUGCAAACGUCGGAGCCAGACCGUGUCGUUAUCGGAAUGUGGCUCAAAUAGAGCACCAUCCUGGUCAAAGAAGGCGACGCCUACCUAUGGUCACUGACCAUGCCUACAUAACCUUUGCCCGAAUGACACCUGUCUAUUGGGUCCGAACAGUAUGAGGACGCCAAGGUCCUUCAAGGCUUGCGAGACUAUUGGGAUCGGAGUUGGAGUGAAGAAGAGCAAAGAGAGAAGACUCCUGGGGUCGAUAUAAAGA
This is a messenger RNA of Alternaria alternata, 1639 nucleotides long. RefSeq lists its product as hypothetical. NCBI's taxonomy places the organism in Eukaryota, Fungi, Ascomycota, Dothideomycetes, Pleosporales, Pleosporaceae. The transcript is spliced from 5 exons. The record is from RefSeq and is a predicted model, not a curated record. The coding region runs from base 1 to 1290 and encodes 429 amino acids.